Anoplophora glabripennis (Asian longhorned beetle) is the source of this 663-nucleotide messenger RNA. RefSeq names its product 39S ribosomal protein L43, mitochondrial (gene mRpL43). Bases 61 to 597 code for a protein of 178 amino acids. Gene Ontology annotation, biological process: mitochondrial translation. NCBI's taxonomy places the organism in Eukaryota, Metazoa, Arthropoda, Insecta, Coleoptera, Cerambycidae. The record is from RefSeq and is a predicted model, not a curated record. Gene Ontology annotation, cellular component: mitochondrial large ribosomal subunit. Gene Ontology annotation, molecular function: structural constituent of ribosome. The transcript has 3 exons.
UAACCUUCCUUUCUAUUUCGUGACGAUAGCGCUAACACCAAAUUAGAUUAUAGAGAAAUAAUGUCAAAUAGUCAUUUAUUUUUAAAUCCGGUUUUUAUUUCCACCCCUUUACAAAAUGGGGUAGGACGAUACAUCAGUCAGUUGCAAAGAGUAGUCCUUAAAUUUUGUAAAAACCACGGAUCUAGUCGAGGAAUGAGAGAAUUCAUCGAAUCUGGAUUAGUGAACUACGCAAAAGAAAACCCAGGGGUAGUCGUUUAUCUGAAACCGAGAAGACAUCGCUCCCCAGUAAUAAAAGCCGAAUACUUGAAUGGUGACACUCAAUGGAUAACGUGUAGAAAUUUCACCCAAGAAGAAAUAUUGAAAUGGCUUACAUUAUUAAAGACCCAAUCGAAAAAUCACACCGGCGAUAGACUUCGUAAACUUUGGUACUCGGAUCACCCUUCCAUUCAGGGACCAUGGACUCCCUACACCUUCAGAGAUCCAAGAUUGAAUUUGGUACAGUUUCCUAAUGAAGAGUUGUCUCAACCAGCUAAUUUGGAAAAAUCCUCAGAACAGGAACUCAUUGAACUUUUCGAGAAGCAAAAAAUUUUGGAAUAAACAGUUACGUUCUACAGUUGUAGUUAUAUAAUUUUUCCGUUUUAUUAAAUUUAAAUCACAAUAUAA